Molecule: messenger RNA, 4081 nt
Organism: Megalobrama amblycephala (Wuchang bream)
Lineage: Eukaryota; Metazoa; Chordata; Actinopteri; Cypriniformes; Xenocyprididae
Product: F-box only protein 41
Exons: 14
Coding region: 1780-3930 (716 amino acids)
Molecular function (GO): protein binding
Source: RefSeq, a predicted model, not a curated record
CUAUAUUUUAGCAAUUAAGCAAAUCAUUGGAUUCAAAUUUCAUACAGGACAAAAUAGAGAAAAAUAAAAGUAAAACUAAAUGAAUAAAUAGAGUUGUCAUAACUAUUUAUAAAAUAAAAAUAUUUGUAUAUUUCACUUUUCCUAUACUGUAGUGAUUAAUCAGAUCAAAUUUCAUACGGACAAAUAAAUAAAUUAAGUUCGUCAUUUCACUGUAAAGGAACUUGUUUUUAUAUUGUACUUUUCCUAUUGGUCGUUUUCACCUUCACUUCAUCUCGAUCCAGCGCCAUCUACUGGUGUCCAAUGAAACACCGCAUAUCUUACAGAGACACAAAUUCUUAAACGACACAAAAACUUCUUAUAGGAGCCCAAAGAUAAUAUAUUCACCUUUAUUUUUACAUAUUUAACAUAUUACAUAGACUGAAUUAUCGACACAAUUGCUGCGUAUUUCAAUCAAACCUCCUCGUUCCAGGUUCAGACUUUCAGCACCACGAGUCAUGUGGACAGCACCGCUCGCGCACAGCAGCCACGGCGGCGCGUGCCCGACACAGAUGCAUUUUUCUUUUCUCUGUUUUUUUUUAUUUUUUUUUUUAACUCUCCUCCAGUAGUCCGUUUGACGUCAGAGGCGACCGGAGCGGCUGCUCGUGCAUGGACGGGCUCGAUGAGUUUCGCGGGUCUGUGGAAGACAAGAGUCCAGACAGAGUGAAGGCGAGGGACGCGUCCGAUGUCUCGGAACCCGCAGAACUGGUGGGUUUUACUGACAGACGGGAUCGGUGCAAUAAAUCUGCAUGAGCCUUUUUGGACUGAAAUGCUUCUGAAACAAACACUCUGGAUCAGUUCUGAAAUGCCCCUGAAACACUAAUAAAUGGCUAGUGAAAUUGUUUUGAAAUGCUACUGAAACAAACAGUCCUGAAAAGCUAUUGAAACAUUGCUGAAGCACUUCCGAAACUAACGUUAGUGAAAAGAUUUGGAAACACUAUUGAAAUGAUUCAGAAACAAUUCUGAAAUGCAACUGAAGUGCUAUUGAAACAUUACUGAAACACUACUGAAAUUAACGCUACUGCAACAAUUCGGAAACGCCACUAAAACGUUUUGGAAAAGAUUCUGAAAUGUUAUUGAAAAUGCUGAAAAACUACUGAAACUAACGGUGCUGCAAUUAUUCAGAAACACAAAUGAAACAUUACUGAAAAACAUCCUGAAAUACUAUUGAAACAUUACUGAAACACUACUGAAACUAACGCUACUGAAAAGAUUCAGAAAAGGUACUGAACUGAUUAGGAAACUCUACUGAAACUAUUUGGACAUAUAACUGAAACAUUACUGAAAAAACAUCCUAAAACACGACUGAAACACUGCUGAAAUGAUUCAGAAAGGGUACUGAAACGAUUAGGAGACGGUACUGAAAUGAUUAGGAAACACCACUGAAAAGAUUCGGAAACACAACUGAAACAUUACUGAAAAAACAUCCUGAAACACUACUUUAACAAUUCUGAAAUGCUACUGAAACAUUACUGAAAGAAUACUGAAACAAUUUGGAAAUGCAACUGAAAUUAUUUGGAAACUACUGAAAUGAUCCAAAAAUGCUACUGAAACAAUACUAAAAAAAAAUCUAAAACGCAGUUGAAACCCCAAACAUCCCGGAAAGCUUUUGAAACAUUACUGAAACAAAUUCUUCUAAAAUGAUUUGGAAACUCUACUGAAACACUACAGAAAUGCUCUAUGAAUGAACUCACCAUGAGACUCUGGAGUUGUUCUCCAAGCGUGUGAGCACAUCGUUGCAGUAUGUCGACCAGCACUGGGCUGCAGUUGUGCUGCCCGACCUGUGGAGAGGCGUGUGGGUUUGGAGACCACCUGUCCAGCGUCCGCUCCUGCCAGAAACUCUGUCUGAAGCCAAGACGAAGCUCUGAGGGGGGACUGAUGUCCCUGUAUGCCCAGCGAGAGAUCGAUAUCGCUCAUCCACUGCGCCUGGAGCUCCUCGAUGCCAUGAGUUUGGCGACCCGAAAGAUCCUCAUCCAGAGGGACUCGCCCUCCUCAGUGCUGGCGGUUGCCGUGACCUCCAGGACCGCAGAGGCGGAGGCAGACGCCGGUCACGCUGUGGCCCAGCUGGGUGUUCCGUGGCUGGGCAGGUUGGCGCUGGAGGCCCGGCUUCAGCAGCUGGCUCUGGAGGUGCAGGAGCGUGUGUCGCUCAAACUGGAGGCUCUGCAGGAUGAGGUGAAGAGGAGGAGCGUGGAGGUGAGCAGAGCCAGGAGAGAGAGCGAGCGGAUGCACAGAGAGAAGCGCGAGGCAGAGGAGAGAGCGGCUGAACUGGAGCGUCAGGUGGACAUUUCCGUGGAGAUGCUGGCCAGCCUCAGAUACGAGCUGAGAGAGAGAGACGAGCAACUCCGACGCAAACAACAGGAAGUGUGUGACCUGGACAGGUUUGUGCGGGACACAGCGUUCCAGGAAGCGAGCGCAAAGAUCCGCCUGCAGCACUUCAUUGAGGACCUGCUGGAGAGAGCGGAGCGGGCCGAGACGCAGCUGCAGAACAUCCACGAUGAUGUCAGUUCCUCUCACAGAUACCUGGCAGGAAGCAGAGCUACAGGGUACCAGAGGAGUUACAGCGUGUCGGGGUCGACCAGGAGAUCCUCUCAUCUGUCUGAUCAAUACUACAGGUAUGACCGGAGGCAGCGGACGCUGUCGGUGGGUUCGGGCGGUUGCGAGGGUCACUGGGACGGACGGCAGUAUCUGUGUGGAGGCGUCGAGGGUCCCGACAGCGGCUCUGACUCGCCCUGGCUGAUCCGACACACUCACACCGACGCCGAUUCAGACAACUGGUCCCUUUACACCGCAGAAUCACAGGACAACACACAACAACGCACGGGCUACAGGACCUACAGCCGCACUGGUCAGGAUCUGUCGGGGCUUCACUGGUGUGUGAACAGACGCAGUGAAUCGAUGGUGUGUUCAGAGCGUCUGCGGCUGAAAGCUGCUCUGUUCUGUGUGUUUAUUUAUCUGGACACACGCUCUCUACUCACUGCUGCUGAGGUGUGUAAAGACUGGCGAAGCGUCGCACGUCAUCCUGCUGUUUGGACCAGAGUAACACUCGAGAACACACGCGUGUCAUCUAAGUUCUUGAUGACUCUGUCUCAGUGGUGCUGUCAGACUCAGUCUCUUGUUCUUCACAACCUCAAACCUCGAUCCCGUGGCAAGAAAGAAAGCAAAGAUGAGUACUCGCGGAGCACGAGGGGCGGACUGGAGGCGGGACUGGAGGCGGUGCUUAAAUCAGCAGGGCGGAGUCUUGUAGCUCUGAGCAUCUCUCAUUGUCCCAACAUUCUGACGGACAGAUCGCUGUGGCUCGUGAGCUGUCACUGUCGGGCGCUGCAGUCGCUCACAUACAGAAGCACGUCAGAUCCGGCCGGACAGGAAGUGAUCUGGGCUCUGGGAGCGGGAUGCAGGGACGUCACGACACUGCGGAUCGCUCCUCUACAGCCGUGUCUGCAGCCCAAUCGCUUUAGUAACCGAUGCUUGCAGACGAUUGGUCGAUGCUGGCCAAACCUGUGUCGGGUGGGAGUGGGCGGGUCAGGCUGCGGUAUCCAGGGAUUGGCCUCUUUGGUGAGGAACUGUGUGAAUCUGUGUGUGCUGGAGCUGGAUCACAUGAACGAGCUGAACCAGGAGGGGGCAGCAGAGAUCUGCAGAGACGGACUCCAGCAGCUGCACACGCUCUCCUUCAUCUCCACGCCCGUCACCGCUAAAGCCAUACUGCACUUCACCAGUGUGUGUGUCAAUCUGAAGUGUGUCGUGGUUCAGUUGUGUAUAGCUGAUUACUUCGAGGACGCUGACAACGAAGAAGCCAAGAGAUUAUUUGAGGAGAUAGUCAACAACCUACAGGUGUUGAGAAAGCGACCGGGUCUGAGUGACGUCCUACAGAUCAAAGUGGACAAACCCCGAGAGUGACGUGUGUCUGAUUCACUGUGACAGUCUGACACACACACACACACACACACAUAUAUACACAAAAACACAUAUGCACAAACACACACAUAUGCACAAAUACACAUACGCAAAUACACACACAUAUAUACGCAAAUCAAACAAAUGCACAAAC